Molecule: messenger RNA, 2782 nt
Organism: Cyprinodon tularosa
Lineage: Eukaryota; Metazoa; Chordata; Actinopteri; Cyprinodontiformes; Cyprinodontidae
Gene: trim3b
Product: tripartite motif containing 3b
Exons: 18
Coding region: 297-2597 (766 amino acids)
Biological process (GO): protein polyubiquitination; proteasome-mediated ubiquitin-dependent protein catabolic process; negative regulation of translation
Molecular function (GO): zinc ion binding; ubiquitin protein ligase activity; translation repressor activity
Source: RefSeq, a predicted model, not a curated record
UCAGUAGCUUUUGGUUCCUGCCACUUCACACACACAGAUGUAUUAAAGCCAGAUCCAUAACCACCUUCUCGUCAGUCCACUCUCACACACACCCUCAUCCCACCUUCUCUGUGUGGGGGUGCGUUUAGCUUUGGCAAUGCCGGCUUUAGCAAACGGAUAACACUCCCCUUGGAGGAGAACAUACUGAAACUUCCUCUCCAUUCCUUAAGGACACACUCGCUGAACAGCCAGAAAUCUACCUUACAGCUAGAAAACAAAGACAUGAAGUUGACCGCUGUCAUUGUCUGUGGCUUUAGAUGUCCAUUGUCAUGGCCAAGCGGGACGCUGGGAGCACCAGCCCCGUGGUCCGUCAGAUAGACAAGCAGUUCCUGGUUUGCAGCAUCUGUUUGGAUCACUACCAUAACCCCAAGGUCCUGCCCUGUCUGCACACUUUUUGUGAAAGCUGUCUCCAGAAUUACAUUCCGGCGGAGUCUCUAACACUCUCGUGCCCCGUGUGCCGGCAAACAUCCAUUCUGCCCGAGAAAGGAGUGUGCGCCCUGCAGAACAACUUCUUCAUCACUAAUCUCAUGGAGGUUCUCCAGCGUGAGCCAGAGUGUUCACGGCCUGAGGCAUGCAGCGUGUUGGAGUCGGUCAGUGCUGCAGCAGCAGGGAAGCCCCUUUGCUGCCCAAACCACGAGGGAAAGGUGAUGGAGUUCUACUGCGAGUCCUGUGAGACAGCCAUGUGUCUGGACUGCACAGAGGGAGAGCAUGGAGAUCAUAUGACUGUUCCUCUGCGGGAUGUAGUGGAGCAGCACAAAGCUGCUCUAAAAACCCAGCUUGAUGCCAUUCGCAGCAGGCUUCCUCAGCUGACUGCAGCCAUUGAGCUGGUGAGUGAGAUCUCCCGACAGCUAAAUGAAAGGAAAACUGAGGCAGUAGCGGAGAUCAACAGCACAUUUGAAGAAUUGGAGCGACUGCUGCAUCAUCGCAAGACCGCCCUAAUCACAGACCUGGAGAACAUCUGCAGCAGCAAGCAAAAGGUCCUCCAUACCCAGCUCUCCUCCCUUCUCCAGGGGAAGGAGCACAUCCAGAGCAGCUGCAGCUUCACAGAGCAGGCUCUCAGCCAUGGGAAUGCAACCGAGGUGCUGCUGGUUCAGAAACAGAUGAGUGAGCGGGUCACAGCUUUGGCCAGACACGACUUUCCAGAAAAACCCCAUCAGAACGCGCAUCUAGACUGUCAGGUGGAGACGGAAGGGCUGCGGCGCUCCAUCCAGAACCUGGGCGUUCUCCUCACAACAUCAGCUGUGGCCCACACCUCUGUGGCCACUGGAGAGGGACUCCGACAUGCAGCAACUGGACAGCACAAAACCAUUACCGUGACAACAAAAGACAAAGAUGGAGAAUUGGUGCGGACAGGUAAUGCUGUUUUAAAGGCAGAGAUACUGUCAGCUGAUGGUAACAGAGCGGCAGAGACGGAAAUAACAGACAACAAGAACGGGACAUACGAGGUGGGCUACACGUUACGCUCCGAAGGAGAGUACUCAUUCAGCCUGUUACUGUAUGGUCAGCCCAUACGAGGCAGCCCUUUCCGCCUGAGAGCAGUCAAGCCAUCAGAUGUGCCCCAGUCUCCGGACGACGUGAAAAGGAGAGUAAAGUCCCCCAGUGGAACAGGGGGCCACAUCCGUCAGAAAGCCGUACGACGGCCCUCCAGCAUGUACAGCACUACCAAGAAAAAGGAGAACCCAAUUGAGGAUGAGCUCAUCUACAGAGUUGGUUCCAGGGGAAGAGAAAAGGGUGAAUUCACAAAUCUGCAAGGAAUCUCAGCCUCCAGCAAUGGCAGAGUGGUGGUGGCUGACAGCAACAACCAGUGCAUACAGGUGUUUUCCAAUGAUGGGCAGUUUAAAAUGCGCUUCGGGGUCAGGGGCCGUUCUCCAGGACAACUACAGAGACCGACAGGAGUCACUGUAGACAUGAACGGGGACAUCGUGGUGGCCGAUUACGACAACAGAUGGGUCAGCAUCUUCUCCUCAGAUGGCAAGUUUAAGAAUAAGAUCGGUGCAGGACGUCUCAUGGGUCCUAAAGGAGUGGCCGUGGAUAAAAAUGGACACAUCAUCACUGUGGACAACAAAGCCUGCUGUGUCUUCAUCUUUCAGUCCAAUGGGAAGCUGGUGACUAAGUUUGGGGGCAGAGGGACGUCUGAUAGACAGUUUGCAGAAAAACUUGGCCCAAACUUUAAUAAAUCUGGCUCAGUUUUCAGUCCACAUUUUGUUGCAGUCAACAACAAGAAUGAAAUCAUAGUGACAGACUUUCACAAUCAUUCUGUGAAGGUGUACAGCGCUGAUGGGGAGUUCCUGUUCAAGUUUGGCUCUCACGGUGAAGGUAAUGGCCAGUUCAACGCGCCCACUGGUGUUGCUGUAGAUACCAACGGAAACAUCAUUGUAGCCGACUGGGGUAACAGCAGAAUACAGGUCUUUGAUAGCACCGGGUCGUUCCUGUCCUACAUUAAUACCUCAGCAGACCCUCUCUACGGCCCCCAGGGCCUCGCUCUCACCUCAGACGGACAUGUGGCAGUUGCCGACUCCGGUAAUCACUGUUUUAAAGUUUACAGAUAUCUGCAGUAGACAAAUGAAAAGGCAUCAAAAAUCCUGCUUGGGUAAAUAAAUAUUUCAUAACACUUCUAGCUGCAACGUUCCUGCUCUUUCUGGCCAGAACACAGUAUUCCUUCUUCGUAGACUGCAUUGCUUAGGGCAAAGGAAAUGCAAACCAUAUAAUAAUAAAAAAAAAUGGAUUCCUAGUUUUAGAAAAA